AUGUAUCAGAAUGGAGAGAAACAUGCUAAAGAAAUAGGAUUUAGCAAAUUUGAAGAAGUUACGUCAGACUCCCAGUGGCAUGUCUCUUCAUCAGUUUCAUUUAAGAAGGAGUCCCUUGGCCAAAAGCCCAUCUUCAUCCAGCCUCUGUCAAGCCUCAGGGUGCGCAGCGGGGACACAGUCAGAUUCCAUGCAAGGGUUUCUGGCAUUCCCAAGCCAGAAAUCCAGUGGUUUCAUAACCAGCAGCCAAUUCUACCAACAAAAGAUGUAGUUUUCCAUUUUGAGGAGUCCACAGGCAUGGCUUUAAUGUUCAUAGUUGAUGCUUACUCAGAGCAUGCCGGGCAGUACUCUUGCAGAGCCUCUAAUUGUGCUGGGGAAGCCUCUUGUGCAGCUGCACUCACAGUGACUCCAAAAGGUAAAGCUCGUCUUGCUUUAGACACUUGGAUUUGCUUCAUACCUCCUGCUCCCACUGUUACUAAUGAGGGUCUCUGCUGUUUGUCUCACUGCAUAGUGUGCUUAGAUCUUAAUAUUCUUUUCUUUUUCUUGUCACUUGAUUAUACAGUGCGAGCCCUGGCUAGGCAGAGUUCUGGGAAGGAUGUAAGAGAGUCCACCAAGUCCCAGGCAGUGACAGAUUCCUCUUUCACAAAGCAGGAGAGCAAAAUACCCCCAAAUGAAAUUAGGCCAUUUCAAGGAUCAUCCUAUGAAUAUGAACCACAGGUUUUUGAAAGUAUAUCUCGAGGUUCCGCCCACAGAGCUGCGUCGGUUCAAAAUGUAGAGUUGCGCCAUACCGCGUCCCUUUCCCAAAGUGCAGAGAACACUGAGUUCUCUGGGAACUGGGCCGAAGAGGCGGUGGGCGAGGCCCCACGGAUUCUCCUGCCGCUUCAGGACCUCUCUGUAAAGUGCGGCGACACGGCUCAGUUCCUCUGUGUUUUACAAGAUGAAUCUUCCGUUGAUGUAACCUGGACUCGUGAAGGCGUAAAGAUAGAGGACUCUGAAAGACUAAAGCGGUCACAAAAUGGAGAUACUCAGUUUCUUAUCAUAUGUAACGUUCAGCCGGUAGACCAAGGACUGUACAGCUGCGUUGUACACAAUGACUAUGGAGAGGAGACCACAUCGGCAGUCCUAAACAUAGAAGCAAAAGAAUCGCAAACCAGAGCAGUUACAAAAAUUGCCCUUGGUUCAGACAUUAAAAAUAUUAAAACACGCAAAGAGUCACAAAUUAAAACAAGCCACGAAGUAAAGAGAGAAUCAUCAAAGAAAAUAUCAAGUUUGUCAUUCACCUCGUGCCAAAGCCUGCAAGGAACGGAGAAGCCAGGGAGUCCAGCACAUGCGCGUGAUGCCACACAGAUGGACGGAAGACUGAGCGGGAACCGGGGCACCCACCUUGCUCUCAGCAAGCUGCCCCAGAAACGAUUGUGUCUAAAGCCUGCGCCUUUCCCCUAUAUAAUAAAAGCCAUUUUGAGUUGAGGGCUCUUUGUUUUGCUCCUUAAUAUGUCAUCAAACUUUGUCUAGUUUAAAGUUUUAAAGGUGGUUCAAAUCAAAGGACUACUUACUAGCAGGAAACACUUAAUUCUGCAGGAAAACCUGAGAAUAGCCCUCGGCAAAAAGUGGGAAGUUAGAAAAUGCAUGUUCCUUCUCAAUGUGACUCCAUCUCUUAGUCUCUUAGUGUUCAGUCGAUAGGACAUUAAAAAAAAAAAAGAAUAUUCCUAUAGUUUGUGGAUUGUUUUUUUGAAUGCAUGUAAAGGCAUGGGGAAUUAUGGAACUAAAAGUGGAAAUUUCACAGAGAACCUAAAAUAAAAAUGUUUUUUAAAAUCUUUCUGCCAA
Molecule: messenger RNA, 1821 nt
Organism: Mirounga angustirostris (Northern elephant seal)
Lineage: Eukaryota; Metazoa; Chordata; Mammalia; Carnivora; Phocidae
Product: myosin light chain kinase, smooth muscle-like
Exons: 4
Coding region: 1-1464 (487 amino acids)
Source: RefSeq, a predicted model, not a curated record